AUGGCAGCAUUGGCAUUGUUAGAAGAUAUUGCCAACCGCGCAAUAAGGCGAGAGAGAAUUUUUGGCGACCGAGCCGACUUCUUGGCACAUAGCGAUGAAUGGCUGAUGAGCAGGUACCGCUUACCAAGAGCCACUGUGUUGGACCUCUGUGCCCAAAUAGGGCCGCACUUACAGAGGCGCACAAAACGCAACCAGGCCAUACCUGCUGAGGUGCAAAUAUGCACAGUUCUUGGUUUCCUGGCUACAGGAACGUUCCAAAGAGAAAUAGGAGACCUGUCAGGUAUUUCCCAGCCAUCGUUCAGCAGGAUUUUGCCUGAUGUUCUUCAAGAACUCAUUUGUUUGUCUCCUCGGUUCAUCAAGUUUCCUUAUACUGUCGAAGAACAGCGAGAUGUGAGUGAAGAUUUCCUGCGCAUUACGGGAUUCCCAGACGUCAUCGGUGCAAUAGAUUGCACUCACGUUGCCAUACGAGUAGGGUUGGGUACCGUUCACAUUUUUACCGGUACCGGUUCCGAUACCGGUACCUGGAAUUCGAUACCGGUACCCAGCGGUACCUUUUUCGGUGACAGAGGUUAUCCUCUGAAGCCAUGGCUUCUCACCCCCGUGGCGCACCCACAGACACCCGAAGAAGCCCACUUCAACACGGCCCAUGCCGGUGCGCGGUCGGUAGUGGAACGCACUAUCCGUAUACUUAAGGGAAGGUGGCGGUGUUUGGAUGCAUCUGGAGGGAAGCUGCUAUAUGAGCCCCAAAAGGUGUGCAAGAUUAUCUUGGCCUGUUGUGUGCUGCACAAUAUAUCUCUGAGCUAUGGUAUUGAGAUGCGACAGGAGGACAUGCGCAUGGACCUCGGAGGAGAGGAUCACCCACCGCUACCUGCUGAAUUGAACACCCAUGCCACUACUCUAAGACGACGACGGGAGUUGAUUCACCGUCUAAACCAACAGGUAAAUGUUUCUGUUAAAUUAUAA
Misgurnus anguillicaudatus (oriental weatherfish) is the source of this 963-nucleotide messenger RNA. The record is from RefSeq and is a predicted model, not a curated record. Lineage: Eukaryota; Metazoa; Chordata; Actinopteri; Cypriniformes; Cobitidae.